Haliotis rufescens (red abalone) is the source of this 768-nucleotide messenger RNA. Its product is annotated as acyl-coenzyme A thioesterase 1-like. The transcript has 6 exons. Lineage: Eukaryota; Metazoa; Mollusca; Gastropoda; Lepetellida; Haliotidae. Gene Ontology annotation, molecular function: fatty acyl-CoA hydrolase activity. Gene Ontology annotation, biological process: fatty acid metabolic process; acyl-CoA metabolic process. The record is from RefSeq and is a predicted model, not a curated record. The coding region runs from base 25 to 768 and encodes 247 amino acids.
GGUCCAUUUCCUGGAGUGCUCGACAUGUUUGGUUCUACAGGUGGUCUGGUGGAGUUCCGAGCUGCAUUGUUGGCUUCGAGAGGCUUUGUUUCCUUUGCUCUCGCCUAUUUUAGAUACGAUGAUCUCCCAUCCUCUUUGGCUGACGUUGACUUUGAUUACUUUCUUGAUGCUGUAGACUGGUUGUCCUCUCAUCCAAGUGUACAGGGAGAGGGUAUCGGUGUGGUCGGUAGCUCCAAGGGAGGUGAACUGGCCUUCCUGCUUGGCAUGGCCACUGACAAGGUGAAGGUUUUGGUGAAUAUCAGUGGCCUUCCAGUUUAUUCAUUUGAGGAUGUAAAGAAAUCAGGAGAGCUUUAUUGGAAAGGGGUGAGCCGAUUUAUAUUUAGUGUGGAUAUCACGAAACUGAAACACACAGAUGAAGGUUUUUACACCAGAGAUGCUGUUCCCUAUGACUCUGAGGUUAUUCCGGCUUGGAAGAAUAAUGCCCAAAUAUUAUACCUUGUUGGGGACGAUGAUGGUCUCUGGAAAACUGACCAUGCUAACACAUUCAUUGAGAGUUGCCCAAAAGAGAAAAGGAAGACUAUUGAACUUGUCACCUAUCCAGGAACAGGUCACCUCAUCGAACCUCCAUAUAUGCCUGUGAAUAGAGCACAGUACCAUCCAUUGCUUGGCAAGACAGUGGUAAUGGGAGGACAUCAUGAAGCUCAUGCUGCAGCGCAGGAGGACGCCUGGAGAAGAAUUCUCUACAUCCUUCAGAAACAUAUCUCGUAG